Condylostylus longicornis is the source of this 1371-nucleotide messenger RNA. Its product is annotated as diacylglycerol kinase A-like. Gene Ontology annotation, molecular function: ATP-dependent diacylglycerol kinase activity. The transcript is spliced from 5 exons. Lineage: Eukaryota; Metazoa; Arthropoda; Insecta; Diptera; Dolichopodidae. The coding region runs from base 1 to 1371 and encodes 456 amino acids. The record is from RefSeq and is a predicted model, not a curated record.
AUGUUAUCAAAUUCAGAUUCCGAUCUUAUUUUAAAAUCUUCGCCAGUGAGCAGUAGCAGCCAGGAAACUCCAUCAGGCUUCUAUGCUCAAACGCUUAGUUCUGUUUCCUCCUCGGUGCAGCUUCUCGUGAACGGCGUGGAAACGCAGAUUCGUGAGGAGACGGAAACCAGGCGUAGUAGACUGCGUGAGCCUUCAGAAGCCUCGCUUGAGGCAGCAAUGGACCGGCUAGCGUUGCCACAUCUGGCGCCACUGGAACUUGCACAGCAAGUAGAAGAUUUGACUGUAGAUCCUGCAAAAAAUGUGUUCUUGUUUGUAAAUCCGAUGAGCGGUGGAAAUCAAGCUGCCGCUUUCAUGGAAGCGGGUUUGGAACACAUAAGACUGACGGUUUCGGAGCCCGUGAAUUUAUGGAUUUGGGACAUCAGACAAGGGAGUAGCGGGAAAAAGCCAGGGUUCUACAAGCUAAAGAAACUUGUCGAUGCUCUUAAUCUGAAAUUGUCGAAAGAGCAAAACACCGAAAGUAAACCGCGAGACGAAGUCGUCUACGUCAUUGUCGCUGGUGGGGACGGAACCGUCAUGUGGUGCGUGACUGAGAUGUGGGUGCAUGGGAUCGAUGACGACAGAAUUGCACUCGGAGUGGUUCCGUACGGAACAGGAAACGAUUUUGCAAGAGCCCUCGGUUGGCAGAAGUUCAAUGCGGCUCGACCUUACGACAAUAAAUUCAAGGUGUUGAAGGAACUUGUACGGGAAUGGUUACAAGCGAAGAUUGUUUGGCAUGAUAUUUGGGAGGUGUCGCUGAAAGUUCAACCAGAAGGGACGUUUCAGAAGAUUGACGCAUCGACAAGAAGAAAAAAGCCUGUGACUGGAAUUCUUCCCGUUAUUAGAGAAGAAGUCUUAACGAAGACGAUUUCUACAUUUGAGGCUCUUGGAGAACCACCGACUCAUUUAGAUAACAAAAUACUUCGCUUAAAAAUGUGUAAUUAUUUCAGUUGUGGAAUUGAAUCAAGAGUUGGAAUUGGAUUCGAUCGCCACAGAACAAAGAGUCAAUUUUUCAACAAGAUGAUGUACGGAAUUGAGGGUGGCAAGAAGGCGUUUUUUAAGCCAACCCAAAAGAUUAAUGACAUCACAGAUACUUUGAUAGAAGGACAUGGUAGAAACAGAAUGAAAUCUCUUAUUGUUUCAAAUAUUCCAAGCUUUGCUGCUGGUCUCGAUUUAUGGGGGACAACCAAGAAUAUUGGGGUCAAACCACCUCCGGAAUCAACCCAACAUCAACAGAAAUUAGGCGAUGGGGAAGUUGAGUUCAUAGCUUUUUCUGGAGUGGUUGCGAUGGGGAUUGAACGCGUAAGUGAUAGACUUAGCAGGCCGCCCCCAUAA